AUGGCGAAGGCAGAGGGCAGAGGGCAGAGGGUGGAGGGCAGACGUGGAUGGUGUCCCUGCACACAAAAGGGAGGCUGGGCCGCUCAUGCCCUGCUCCGUAUUCAUGGGAAGCGGGAGACAGGAAGGGCUCUUCCUGUCGUCCAUGAGAGCAGUGCGAGCGAGGUGCCGCAUGGCGACCUUGAGAGUGGACGGACCGUGGAGAAGAGGCGGAGAGACUUCUUGCCCUUCGCCGAUGGGGUUGGGGGGGCAGUGGGCAAAUCUUCCGUGUGGUGCCGUUGCCCUGUGACGAGGACUAGCUGUGGGGAGACUGUGGAUAGGGCGGGAAGCCCCCACCCCAGCUUCAUGGGGAGCGCGGUCCCUGUUUCACACCACUACCUGCCACCUCCAGUAAGCUUCAUCAUGUUUCAGCCUCCAGUAAAUCACAUACUUGGGGACGACUUUGAAGACAUAAUUGGCACAGAACACCUCUUGAUUGUGGAGGAUGAGAAGCAAGAGAAAGAGAUAAAAACAGAGGAAAUGGAGGAAGAGGAGGAGGAAGAAGUAGAGAAGGAGGAAGAGGAAGAAGAGAAGGAAGAAGAAGAGGAGGAGGAGGAAGAGGAAGAGUUGAAAGAGCAGGACAAGGUGGAAAUGCUGGAGGUGGAAGAAGAGGUGGAGGAGCAGGAGGUGGUGGAUGUGCUGGAGGAGGAGGUGGAAGAGGUGGAGGACCAGAAAGUGGAAGUGCUGGAGGAGGAGGAGGAGGUGGAACAAGCAGAGGAGCAGGAGGAUGUGGAAGUGAUGGAGGAGGAAGAGGAGGUGGAAGAGGUGGAGGGACAGGAGAAAGUAGAAGUUUUGGAGGAGGAGGUGCGGGAGGAGGUGGAGGAGCACAGUAACUUGUCUUGCACCUUAUGGAGCAACAUAUAUGGAUCAAAUGACCCAGAAGAUGAGAGUCCACUCAUCUUUCCGCCUCCAAUAGAGAGUGAAGAUCUGGCCCCUGAGCCUUUGGGGGAUCAGAUCACUGAAUUGGUGCACACCUUGAUCUUCAAGCAUGGGGUUAAGGAGCCCAUCACAAAAGAAGAAAUGGUUGAGUUAGUCACCAAGGAGUAUGAAGAGCUUCUCCCUACCAUCUUGGAGAAAGCAGCUUCAUGCUUGGAGGUGAUUUUUGGCAUUGAUGUAAAGGAAGUGGACAGCAAUACCUAUGUCCUUGUCAACUCACUGGGCCUUACCUUUGAAGAUAAGUUUAAUGAAGCCCAGACAAUGCCUAGAAAUGGGCUCCUGAUCAUGCUUCUUGGGGUGAUAUUUUUGGAAGAAAACUGUGCUCCUGAAGAGAAAGUAUGGGCGUUUCUGAAUAUGGUUGGAGUGUAUGCUGGGCAGGAGCACUUCAUCUAUGGGGAGCCUAGAAAGUUCAUCACUAUUGACUUGGUGCAGGAAAACUAUGUGGAGUAUCGCCGGGUGCUCUACAGUGAUCCACCACGCUUUGAGUUCCUGUGGGGGCCAAGAGCCCUGGCUGAAACCACCAAGAUGAAGGUUCUAGAAUUUUUGGCCAAAGUUAAAGGGACUGAUGUAAUUUCCUUCUCUGAGUGGUAUGAAGAGGCAUUAAGAGAUAAUCAUAAUGAUAAUUUUGAAAGUGAUCAUGAAGAUGGUAAUAAUCCCCUUUUUGUCACAGACUAUUUGGAAUCCAUGCCUCUUGGCUCAUAUGAAGAUGCUGAGUUUGAACUUCCUCUGUUUGAUUUUGAAGUGGACAGUGCAGUUUUUCAAUAA
Molecule: messenger RNA, 1737 nt
Organism: Dipodomys ordii (Ord's kangaroo rat)
Lineage: Eukaryota; Metazoa; Chordata; Mammalia; Rodentia; Heteromyidae
Product: melanoma-associated antigen 9-like
Exons: 4
Coding region: 1-1737 (578 amino acids)
Biological process (GO): negative regulation of transcription by RNA polymerase II
Cellular component (GO): nucleus
Source: RefSeq, a predicted model, not a curated record